Molecule: messenger RNA, 3850 nt
Organism: Lolium perenne
Lineage: Eukaryota; Viridiplantae; Streptophyta; Magnoliopsida; Poales; Poaceae
Product: RNA polymerase II C-terminal domain phosphatase-like 1
Molecular function (GO): RNA polymerase II CTD heptapeptide repeat phosphatase activity
Source: RefSeq, a predicted model, not a curated record
AAAUAAAUCCGUCUCCUCUCCUCUCCCCAAUCGGAUCACACGAUUAGGGUUUCAAGCUUCUCCCUUCCUCAUCCUCCUCCUCUCCCCACGCGGCCGCCAUUGACGCGGCUCCCCCAGAUCUGACCAAAAACCACCCCCAAAGCGCCGAAUCUGGUCAGAAACGGCGAAGAAUUCGGACACAAAUCUGUAGUAGCAUCAUCGUCACUAAGACCACACACGCAUCUAUCUAUCCUUCCCCUACCUGUUUCUGCUAGUAUUUUUUUUCUGUUUCGGACGCUUCAUCAUAUCAUAAGAACAGCAGAUCCGCAACCGGAUCUGCAGAUCGAACCAGGCCCUCUGAUUUUGGGCACGCCGAACGAACUCUUGACCUACGGAUCCGCGGGUUCGUUCGAGAUCCUGUGUUUGUUUGCUUUGUUGGUUUCGAGAAUGAUGAUCAAGUCGAUGGUUUAUUACGGGAACACCUCCAUCGGAGAGGUGGAGGUGUGGCCCAAGGGCGACACGAACUUGGGCGUGGCGGCCUGGGCGCGAGAGAUCCGCGUUGACCGCCUUUCCCCGCCCAGCGACCGCUGCCUGCCGCUCGCAGUCAUGCACACCGUCGCGCUUGGGGCGCGAUGCCUCGUCAUGGAGUCCAGGCCGCCCAAGGCCGCCGACGAGCCACCGCCGCCGCUCGUCGCCAUGCACGCUGCUUGCCUCAGGGACAACAAGACUGCAGUUGUUCCGCUGGGUGAGGAAGAAUUGCAUUUAGUGGCAAUGACAUCAAGAAGAAAUUUGACGAAUCAUGCAUGUUUCUGGGGCUAUAAAGUGCCAUUUGGUUUGUACAAUUCUUGCUUGACCAUGUUGAAUCUCCGGUGCCUCGGUAUUGUGUUUGAUCUUGAUGAGACAUUGAUUGUUGCCAAUACCACACGGUCGUUUGAGGACAGAAUUGAUUCACUUCAAAGGAAGCUGAGUAAUGAGACUGAUCCACAGCGCAUAAAUGGUAUGUUAGCAGAGAUCAAGAGGUACCAAGAUGAUAAGUCUAUCCUAAAGCAGUAUAUAGAAGGUGAUCAAGUCUAUGAUGAUGGAAAAAUGUAUAAAGUGCAACCUGAGAUAGUUCCACCUUUGUCUGAUAACCAUCAAUCAUUGACACGUCCAGUUAUAAGAUUACAAGAGAAAAAUAUUAUCUUGACAAGAAUAAAUCCUGUGAUAAGAGAUACCAGUGUUCUUGUUCGGUUAAGGCCAGCAUGGGAGGAUCUCCGAAGCUACUUGAUUGCAAGAGGUCGCAAGCGUUUUGAGGUCUAUGUAUGUACAAUGGCUGAGAGAGAUUACGCUUUAGAAAUGUGGAGAUUGCUUGAUCCGGACUCAAAAUUGAUUAACUCUGUUCAACUUAGUGACAGAAUGGUGUGUGUAAAAUCUGGCUCAAAAAAGUCCUUGCUAAAUGUUUUCCACGAUGGAUCUUGCCAUCCUGGAAUGGCACUAGUAAUCGAUGACCGUCUGAAAGUUUGGGAUGAGAAAGACCAAUCUAGAGUUCACGUCGUUCCUGCUUUCACUCCAUAUUAUGCACCCCAAGCGGAGGCAAACUGUUCUAUCCCAGUUCUGUGUGUUGCCAGAAAUGUUGCGUGCAAUAUUAGGGGCGGCUUCUUCAAAGACUUUGAUGAAGGCCUCUUGCCAAGGAUUACUAGUGUUUCUUAUGAGGAUGAAAUACAUGAUAUCUCAUCAGCCCCAGAUGUGAGCAAUUAUUUGAUUUCAGAGGACGAGAAUGUGGCAGUAGUUAAUGGGAGCAGAGAUUCACUUACUUUUGAUGGUAUGGCUGAUGCUGAGGUUGAAAGGAGAAUGAAGGAAGCAUCUGGGACUGGCAGUGCUGUGAUUCCAACAGCAGCCAACUUUGUGAUGCCAGUAGCCCCUGGUCAACAUUUUGCUCCAUCUUCAGCAGCGCCAUUUGCACAACCACCUGGCAUGAUGCCUUUGAGUAACAAUCAGGUUCUGCCACCUCCAUUCAGCCAACCAGUUACUCAGCCAGGUCUCUUAGAUCCACUGCAAGGUUCUCCAGGCAGAGAAGAGGGCGAAGUUCCUGAGUCUGAGUUAGAUCCUGACACAAGGAGAAGGCUUCUCAUAUUACAACAUGGUCAAGACACAAGGGACACUACACCUCCUCUUCCAGCAGUACCUCCUGUGCAAGUUCCAGUUCCUCCUGUGCAACCUCAUGGAAAUUGGUUUCCGGCAGAAGAUGGCAUGAACCCAAAUAAUCUGAGCAGGGGUUCUGCAGGAUUCCCUUCAGAAUCUGAUACCAUGAACUAUGAUAAAAAGCAACCACCACAUCCAUCUUACUUCCAUGGUGGGGAUAAUAAUCCUAUAUCCUCUGAUAGAUAUAGUUAUCAGAACCAGAGGUUUCCCUCUCAGCAAACACACCCUGAGGAUCACCGCGUGCUCCAGAACCAUGCACCUCCACGAUACAGAUCCUUUCCUGGAGAGGGGCUAACAACGCAUGUUCCAUCAGGUCAGAGAAACAACCAGAUAGAACCGGGACAAAACUUUGCGCGAAAUGUAGGUACCUCCGUUGGUAUACUAGAGGAGAUCGCACUAAAGUCUGGAUCAAAGGCGGAGUACAGGUCAGCAUUACGUGAUACUGCAGAAUUACAGUUUUCCAUUGAGGUUUGGAUAGUUGGAGAAAAAGUAGGUGAAGGCAUUGGUAGUACAAGGAAAGAAGCACAGCGCCAAGCUGCAGAGAUAUCUUUAAGAAAUCUGGCCAAUAAGUACCUGUUUUCUGACCCAAAUAAGAUGAGUGAUAUGAACGAAGAUGGUUUUGGUAGCAAUCCAAACCUUUUUGGAUACUCUGAAAAUACUAGGAAUGAUAUAUUGCCAACUGCAAGUACUUCGGAGGAAUCCCGAUAUAUGAAAAUGGGAGAAAAUAAUUCUCGAAAAACAGGAGGUUCUGUUGCCGCUCUUAAGGAACUUUGCACGGUUGAGGGAUAUAAUUUAGUUUUUCAAGCUCGGCCAAGUCCUGAUGGUUCAGUAGGCAAGGAAACUUAUGCUCAGGUAGAAGUUGGCGGGCAAACUCUUGGCAAAGGAGUUGGACUAACAUGGGAAGAAGCUAAGCUUCAGGCCGCUGAUGAGGCUCUUGGAACUUUGAGAUCCAUGCUUGGUCAAUUUGCUCAUAAACGGUCUAGUUCUCCAAGAUCAUUGGCACCCAAUUUCAGUAAGCGCUUCAAGCCAGAUUUCCCAAGGCCAGCGCAAAGGCCUCCUUAUGGUAGAUAUUCCAGGAUAGAAGGUCGCGUUCCUUGAGCGUGCAGUCAGUGAAACAAAUGUGUGUUGACAUGGUAGAUGUUCCAGGAUCAAAGACCAUUUUCUUUGAGCAGAGUUUCGAGCACAGAAACGAUGUAUCUGGACACCAGGGCUCUGAGUUAGAGGAAACUAGUUCCGCAAAACAAAACUUGCCAUCUGGUGGACUCCCAAGGCUCUCCUCGCAAGCUACUGGCGACAAAUUGUUUUCUAAGCACCAGCAAAUUGUGAGCCAAUUUCAAGACUUUGCAGGUAGAUGCUUUGGUUACCAUCUCACCAACUCUGAUUGGUGUUUAAGCUUAAACCCUCUCAUCGUAAUGCAAGCCCAGUGGAAGAAGAGCACUGCUUGCUUAGAUUCAGGUGUAUGUUGUACAAGGUUGUAGGUAGCCAGUUUUGAUGAGCGGCAGUAGUAUUUAGGCGGUUAGUGGUGGGCAUGAUAUCAAAAGCAAGUGAGAUAUCUGCUAGGUAGCCAGUUUGUCUGUCUGUCUAGUCAUCUUUGUAUUUAUAGUGUUAUAUUUGUCUUUAACAAAAAUGUUCAUGGGUGGCAUGCAGUGCUCCAAGAAAACUCGAAUGAAAGUUGCUUACAUUUUGACAA